AUGCAAAACAGAGGCUCUACCGAACCCACCCGCCAAACCAACGACCAAAACAGACAGAAGGAAAGCAGACUUGAAGAAGCUGCCGUGUUCGGACUCUAUCUUUGGUCAUCUUAUUCUUCGUCUUCUCUCUCUCUCUCUGGGUCUUCCGGGUUCCUCUUAAAACUCCACAAAAACUGGGAUGUUAAUAGACCUAACUCUGCAAUCAGAUUGAGAAGCUUAAAAGAAUCUUCUGUGAGGGUCUUGUUACUUGUCGGUGAAUAUGAAGUGUUUCCAAUUCUACAGUGGAGAAAAGAAGAGUGA
This is a messenger RNA of Ilex paraguariensis (yerba mate), 300 nucleotides long. The record is from the annotation of a GenBank genome assembly. Lineage: Eukaryota; Viridiplantae; Streptophyta; Magnoliopsida; Aquifoliales; Aquifoliaceae.